AUGUCUGCCUUCUACAGGAAUAAAGGCUAUGAGGAAACUCCAGUGUACUCUGGCCACUCGGGCUCUCAGAACUACACGAGGGGGUAUUCGAGCACUCGGGAUUAUCCGGAUUUUCCAGAUCCUCUGAAUAAACCAGACUACCCCAGUGCCAGCAGUAGCCCGUCCUCUGCAGGUUCUAGAAAAAGUCCAGACUACCUUCUGUCUCUGCCGGAGCCAGAUUACAGUGACUCUCAGAGCAGUCCAUACCACCGUGACUCAUCCAAAGAUUUGGACUACCGUGGAUCUCAACGGAAUCCUGAGUUUGCAGGUUCCAGAAGCAACAGGAACUAUGAAGGCUCUAGAACAAGUCCAGAUUAUCUUGUCUCCUUGGGAGAACCAGACUACCCUGGAGCCCAGGGCACCUUUGACUCACCCAUCCCCAGAGCGAAUUCCAACCUUCUAGGAUCCAGAAGGAAUUUGCAAUAUGCUGGUUCCGGAGUCAACCGAUCCACGCGAUCUCUGGGACAGCCUGAUUACCCAGGUGCUGAGAAUCAACCCAGCUCUUCACACUUUUUAGGGAAGCCAGGCUAUCUUGUUGCUGAGAACUUCCAGAACUCUCCAGACUUUUGGGGGAACCCUGAUUACCCAGGUGCUGAGGAUGGUCGGGAUUAUGGCUCUUCUGAUACCCUGGAAGUGACCAGAAGGGUGCUCACCAGAACGUCUUCAAACCAGCCCUCCUUUCAUUGCAGGAGCAGUGGCCCCUUGGGCGUUCUUGGUGGAGACCAUGAAGAUUACCCUGAAAACAUUGAAAUGACAUCCAUGAGAAUGGCAAAUCCUUACGACCCCUCUCUGCCAGGUGCUCCUGGAAAUGGCUAUGUGAAUCCUGCUUUUGGGGGUGAAGGUAGCCCUAUCCCUGCUUAUGGAAACCCACCGUUGACUGAAAGUCACUGGUACAAAUCACCCCAAGGACAGAAAUUAAUUGCAUCUCUGAUCCCCAUGACAUCCAGAGACAGAAUUAAAACCAUCAGGAACCAACCACGGACCAUGGAAGAGAAGAGGAACCUCAGGAAAAUAGUGGACAAAGAGAAGAGCAAGCAGUCCCAUCGUGUCCUAGAAUUCAACUGUUGUGCCCAGUGCCUGAGCUCCAUCUCACUGGGCUACCGGAGGGCCAAGAGCAACCUGUCGGAGCUCCUCAACUCCGUGAGCCUGUGGCAGAAGACGCUCAAGGUCAUCGGGGGCAAAUUUGGAACCAGCGUCCUGUCCUAUUUCAACUUUCUGAGGUGGCUCCUGAAGUUCAACAUUUUCUCGUUCAUCUUGAACUUCAGCUUCAUCACGAUCCCUCAGUUCACCGUGGCGGAGAAGAACAGCCUCCAGUUCACUGGGCUGGAGCUUCUCACGGGGGCGGGUUAUUUUCGGGACACCGUGCUGUACUAUGGCUACUACACCAACUCCACGAUCCAGCACGAACACAGUGGGGUCGCCUACAACAUGCAGCUGGCAUACAUCUUCACCAUCGGAGCCUGUUUGAUCACCUGCUUCUUCAGUUUGCUCUUCAGCAUGGCCAAGUAUUUCCGGAACAACUUCAUCAACCCCCACAUUUACUCCAGAGGCAUUGCUAAGCUCAUCUUCUGCUGGGACUUCACCGUCACCCAUGAAAAGGCCGUGAAGCUGAAGCAGAAGAAUCUUAGCACGGAGAUCCGGGAGAACCUGUCUGAGAUCCGUCAGGAGAACGCCAGGUUAACGUUCCAUCAGCAGCUGACCCGCUUCUCUGCUCACAUAGUAGCCUGGGUGGUCUCCACUGGAGUGGCCGUGGCCUGCUGUGUGGCCGUUUACUACCUGGCUGAGUACAACUCGGAGUUCCUGAAGAAGCACAGGGACCCCUGGGCGGUGCUGCUGCUGCCCUUCGUGGUGUCUUGCAUCAACCUGGUUGUGCCGCGCUUCUACUCCAUGUUCAGGCUGGUGGAGAGGUACGAGAUGCCGCGGCAUGAGGUCUACACGCUCCUGAUCCGAAACAUCUUCCUGAAGAUGUCGAUCAUUGGCAUUCUGUGUUACUAUUGGCUCAACAUCGUGGCCCUGUCUGGCGAGGAGUGUUGGGAAACCCUCAUCGGCCAGGAGAUCUACCGACUCCUUCUGAUGGAUUUCUUGUUCUCUUUGGCGGAUUCCUUCCUGGGGGAGUUUCUCAGGAGGAUCAUUGGGAUGCGAUUCAUCACGAGUCUUGGCUUGCAGGAAUUUGACAUCGCUAGGAACGUUCUAGAACUGAUCUACGCACAAACUCUGGUGUGGAUUGGAAUCUUCUUCUGUCCCCUGCUGCCCUUUAUCCAAAUGAUCACCCUUUUCAUCAUGUUUUACGUCAAAAAUAUCAGCCUGAUGAUGAAUUUCCAGCCUCCGAGCAAAGCCUGGCGGGCCUCUCAGAUGAUGACUUUCUUCAUCUUCUUGCUCUUUUUCCCGUCUUUCACCGGAGUCCUGUGCACGCUGGCCAUCACCAUCUGGAGGUUGAAACCCUCCGCCGACUGUGGCCCCUUCCGAGGCCUGCCUUUCUUCAUUCACUCCAUCUACAGCUGGAUCGACACCCUCAGCAGACGGCCUGGCUACCUGUGGGUCGUUUGGAUCUAUCAGAACCUCAUUGGAAGCGUGCACUUCUUCUUCAUCCUCACUCUGAUUGUGUUAAUCAUCACCUAUCUUUACUGGCAAAUCACAGAAGGAAGAAAGAUAAUGAUCAGGCUUCUCCAUGAGCAGAUUAUCAACGAAGGCAAAGAUAAAAUGUUUCUGAUCGACAAGUUGAUCAAACUGCAGGAUGCAGAGAAGAGAGCAAACCCCAGCUCACUGGUACUGGAAAGGAGAGAGGUGGAGCAGCAAGGUCCUUUGCACUUUGGGGAGCAUGAAGCUACUCCUGACCUGCGAUACAGGCGGUCCGUUCAAGAAGACAGUACAAAGGCGUGA
This is a messenger RNA of Lepus europaeus (European hare), 2919 nucleotides long. It is a transcript of the gene TMC5, whose product is annotated as transmembrane channel like 5. The transcript is spliced from 20 exons. The record is from RefSeq and is a predicted model, not a curated record. Gene Ontology annotation, cellular component: plasma membrane. NCBI's taxonomy places the organism in Eukaryota, Metazoa, Chordata, Mammalia, Lagomorpha, Leporidae. The coding region runs from base 1 to 2919 and encodes 972 amino acids. Gene Ontology annotation, molecular function: mechanosensitive monoatomic ion channel activity.